AUGGAGCUUCUUCUUGCGGCCGUCCAUCGGGUUGCUUUCUGGAUUCUACUCGCUUUUUUCGCUAGCGCCGUCAUCAGGCUUAUGUUUGAGCUUUACAAAGUUUCUUUGUUUAUUUUUCUUUGGCAGAUUGAUGUUGGACAUAAAUAAACGUGUUUAUAAUCACACACCUGGACCUUGUCGGAUUGUUUUCGACGAAGGUGACCUCAUUUAAAAAAAAUGUUAUAUUUAAAGAUAUUUAGAUGGCAAAGAUGUUGAUGGAUCAGCAGGUAUCCAUUUUGUUCGUGGGCGAAAUCUAGCUCUAAUCACUUACGGCUACGCCAACGGUUUCAGUUUGAAGUUAAUUCUAACGAACUGAACUUAUUGCAGCUUUUGAGAACGGGAGUGUUCCAAGUGGAUUGGCCAGUUUUGAAUUCAAGAAAGGCGAAGAGCAAACGCAUCACCGACUCAAAAAACUGGACAUAAGUUGGAAUGAGCACGUUCCAGUGAGUCUUUUCUUAUGAAUUAUAAACGAAAAUUUUUGUAUUUAGAAGCAUUUCGCACCGUUAGGACUUACCGCUUUCGAAAACAACGGCAGGGUUCUCACUUACGUCGUCAAUUCUCAUCCAAAAGCUCAAUGCGUCCACUUUUUCACACUUGUGAAGUCUUCACUACAGCACAGAAAAGCAUUGUGCGACUCCCGCUUCACCAGGUUAUUCUUGUUCACUAUUUGAUUGAUUGAAUCAUUUACUCGUAGCUUCCUAUGAAAAGACCGAUUUUUUUUUUUUGAAGAUUGAUUGAAUGUUUAUUUUUAGUUUGCGCGACAUCGCGGCUGUGGACGCGGACCGAUUCUUCGUUACCAACUUGGGAUAUUUUUCUCAAGGCCAUUUACAAACAGUCGAGUUAGCUCUGCAGGUAUGAUUUCUUCAAAUUUAUAGCUUGACGCUGUUGGAAUAAUGGGAUGAAUUGAUUUUGGGUUUAAGCUGAUACUAAACAUAAGUUCAAAACCGUAGAGGUCUAUUGAAAAGUAGAAAAUCUAAAAAUGAGCGGCAAAUAGAAAAUUCACUGAUAAAAACAAUAUUUUUACGCUACUGGAAACAACCUUUUUUUUCAAGUUCCUAGAAAAUUUAAAACCACGCGAUCGUGAAAAAAUAGUCCGCUGAAAAACUCAGAGAAAUUCCCACAGAUCUAGCAAGUGCUUUUUGCAGAGCAGUCUCGGUUUAAUAUACUUCUACGACGGCCGCAACUUUUCUGUGGCUGUCUCCAAUUUUCCGACGCCCUCUGCUUUAGCAAUUGACGAAAAGAAACGCUUGCUCUAUGUUUCAUCCUUAUUAAAUGAGGUUUUGUUUCCCUAAGUUCUAAUUUUGGCACGAAACUGCUGGCUUUGCAGUUUGUCCGAGUCUACGAGAUUGGGCGCGACAAUACUUUGAAGCAAAAAGUGGACAUUUCGCUUCUGGCCUCGCCCGUGGGCCUUCAUGUCGACUACGCCACUGGUGUGCUCGUAAUUUUUCGAAAAAUGAGUUCGAAUUUAGGAGAUUUGUGGGCGGCGUGUCAUCCAGUUCUGCUACAGGCCUUCAUUCAUCAGAUGAAUCCCUCAGACAAAGCGAUGAAAAGUCCAAGUCAGGUUUUGCGAGUCAGAAUACAGGUUUCUUUUCUUUUUUAAAUAGUUCUUAGAGUAGAAACUUCAGGAAGAUGGCAUCUCUUGGGUCGUCACGGAGCCCUACGCCAACGACGGAGCAACCAUCUCUGGGAGCAACGCUGUGGUUUUAGUGUAUUUCUCUGAAAUCAGCCCAAAGUUUAUUUCAGACUUUCGCCGCGGACCAAAUGCUCGUUGGAAGUCUCUUUGAAAGGCUUCUCCAUUGCGACAUUCUCAAUCCACAAAUAACUUGA
Caenorhabditis auriculariae is the source of this 1866-nucleotide messenger RNA. NCBI's taxonomy places the organism in Eukaryota, Metazoa, Nematoda, Chromadorea, Rhabditida, Rhabditidae. The record is from the annotation of a GenBank genome assembly.